CUUAGUCGUAGGCGUAGUCGUCUUGGUCGCCGGCUUCUUCCAUGGCCUUGGCUGGGAUGACAUGUACAUCCACCCCUCUAGUAUCUCUCUCUCUACACACAUCAACCACACAUCACAUCCACCUCCGUGACCCCAGCCCACCAACCCCAUGCCUGCAAAAAUCUCCGACGAUUGCUGCCGCCCCAUGGUGCAGCAGCGUAAUCACCUGGGCACCACGAUACGGCCUUGGGCGCCAGAGACUACGGGUCCGCAAUUUGGGCGGGUGUGCGCCAUCACGAAGCCUCGGUGAAAAUUAGACCCUCACUUGCACACCUUCACCAGCUUGCGUUUCGUCCCCCAAGCCCUUGAUCUUCGCGCCCCUCCUUUUAGGUCUCCGACUAUUUUCGGGUCUCUCCCCUCUGAGAGCUGCCAUAAUGGCCCUCCUCGACAGAGUUCCCGGAAACCUCAAUCUGUACAUUGGCGGCAUCUUUACGCUGCGGCGGCGUGAGGCCCUCGAGCAGGCAAACAUCACCCACGUCCUGUCCGUCCUGCGCACGCCCCUCGACGACGCCCUGUUUGCCCCCUUCAAGCACAUGGUGGUCGAGGUCGACGAUGUCGACGACGAGAACCUCCUCCAACAUUUCCCGGCCACGAAUCGCUUCAUUCGCGACGGCCUCGACGCAGGUGGUGGCGUCCUAGUGCACUGUGCCAUGGGCAAGUCACGAUCGGCUACCGUUGUCAUCGCAUAUUUGAUGCAGCAGCACAACAUCAGCCCUUCCGAAGCCUUGUCCCACGUUCGGCAAGCCCGGUCCAUCUGCGAGCCCAACCCAGGUUUCAUGGACCAGCUCAACCUCUACGCUCAGAUGCACACUCCACCCGACAUCGAAAGUACCCCGGCCUACCAACGAUGGGUCUAUCAGCGCGAAAUUGAGUUGAGCCGCGCGUGUGGUCAAGCGCCAGACGCCGACAAGAUCCGCUUUGAAGAUGAACAUGUUGCUGAUGAGGCUGCAGCCUUUGAAUUAAGGUGUCGCAAAUGCAGGCGCGCGUUGGCAACCUCGCAAUAUCUACUAUCACAUGGAUCCUCUUUCACUGCAAAAGACGACGAGGCCGAGGUCCCUACUUCGGCCAAAUGUGCCCAUUACUUCCUUGAUCCCUUGUCAUGGAUGCGACCUGAGCUCGAACAAGGCAAGUUAGACGGUCGUCUGGAGUGCCCAAAGUGCCACACCAAUGUAGGCAAGUAUGCCUGGCAGGGCAUGCAAUGCAGCUGUGGAGACUGGGUCGUCCCUGGUAUCAGUCUUGCAAAGGGCCGGAUCGAUGAAGCAAGAAAAGCAACCUUUGGCAUACGUCGGCCUCCGGGCGCUUCAGGCCCACCGGCAGUAGGCGAUUCUCAUCCCAAACAAAAUCUUUGAUACUACCCACUCGGUUGAUUGGAGAAUGUUGCUAUGCACGUGGCUCUCUUCGUCCACUGCCCGUGGUACAGAUGAACAAGACAACGCACAUCCCCAAACAGCUCAGUGAAACCUAUUGCUUCGGUACUAGUUCUCGCCUUGCGAUCCCCUGCUACAAAGAAACAACGCACAGACAUAACUCGUCCAUGACUGGAGGAAAAAUGAAAUAAGAAAAGCGCCGAUUGCUGCACAUCCAACAAAAUGGACAAUCUCUACUUCUUUCAGAUGUGGCACGAUCUUCACAAAAGACCAAUGAAUACUCUAUGAUAUGACGAUAUCUAUGUAUCAUAUUUCCAUGCAGCAGACAAAAAAACGUAUACAAAUUCACUCGCUCAAAAAGAAAGAAG
Molecule: messenger RNA, 1774 nt
Organism: Bipolaris sorokiniana ND90Pr
Lineage: Eukaryota; Fungi; Ascomycota; Dothideomycetes; Pleosporales; Pleosporaceae
Exons: 4
Coding region: 414-1388 (324 amino acids)
Biological process (GO): protein dephosphorylation
Cellular component (GO): nucleus
Molecular function (GO): protein tyrosine/serine/threonine phosphatase activity
Source: RefSeq, a predicted model, not a curated record